Molecule: messenger RNA, 2775 nt
Organism: Sarcophilus harrisii (Tasmanian devil)
Lineage: Eukaryota; Metazoa; Chordata; Mammalia; Dasyuromorphia; Dasyuridae
Product: ATP-binding cassette sub-family F member 2
Exons: 15
Coding region: 338-2212 (624 amino acids)
Molecular function (GO): ATP hydrolysis activity; ATP binding
Source: RefSeq, a predicted model, not a curated record
AGCAGGAAGGGAAAGGAAGAACAGGCUGGGAGGACGAGGCAGGAAAGGAUGGAAUGAGAGAGGCUUUUAAAAGGUGAAGUUAAAGGGGCAGCGGACUGGGGGGAGCAGAAGUCUGCUGGGACCUUGUGUCAGGUUGAGGAGCGGGCAGAGUGGAGGCGUGGGGGAGGCCAAGCCAGAUCUAGGAGUGUAGAGUGAGAGCCGAGAGGGACCGGGGAGAUUAUUUGAACCAAAGUUGAUUCACAGACAAAAGGCCCAGAAGAGUCCAUUGACUUGCCCGGCGUUGCUAAUUAAGUGGAGACGGUUAAGCUGAAAUAACUAACACCUGUGGCUCGUCACCAUGCCCUCUGAUCUGGCCAAGAAGAAGGCAGCCAAAAAGAAGGAAGCCGCUAAAGCCAGGCAGAGGCCCAAGAAAGGGCAUGAAGAAAAUGGAGAUGUUGUCACAGAGCCACAGGUGGUGGAGGAGAAAAAUGAAGCCAAUGGCAAAGAAAAUUUAGAGGUGGAUUUGCUGACUAAGGAGCUGGAAGACUUUGAGUUGAAGAAAGCUGCUGCCCGAGCUGUCACGGGAGUCCUGGCCUCUCACCCCAACAGCACUGACGUCCACAUCAUUAACCUCUCGCUCACUUUCCAUGGCCAAGAGUUACUCAGUGACACAAAGCUGGAACUGAACUCAGGGCGUCGCUACGGCCUCAUUGGUCUGAAUGGAAUUGGAAAAUCCAUGCUGCUGUCUGCUAUUGGUAAGCGGGAAGUACCUAUUCCAGAGCACAUUGAUAUCUACCACCUGACUAGGGAGAUGCCCCCCAGUGAUAAGACACCCCUGCAGUGUGUGAUGGAGGUGGAUACAGAGAGGGCCAUGCUGGAGAGAGAGGCUGAGAGGCUGGCCCAUGAGGAUGCCGAAUGUGAGAAGCUGAUGGAGCUCUAUGAACGAUUAGAAGAGCUGGAUGCCGACAAGGCAGAGAUGAGGGCCUCACGGAUUCUACAUGGUUUGGGCUUCACACCUGCCAUGCAACAAAAGAAACUCAAGGACUUCAGUGGUGGCUGGAGAAUGAGAGUUGCUCUUGCCAGAGCCCUUUUUAUCCGCCCUUUCAUGCUGCUAUUAGAUGAGCCCACCAACCACCUGGACCUGGAUGCCUGCGUUUGGCUAGAAGAAGAACUGAAGACCUUCAAGCGAAUUCUGGUCCUCGUCUCCCAUUCCCAGGACUUCCUGAAUGGUGUUUGUACUAAUAUCAUCCACAUGCAUAAUCGGAAGCUCAAGUAUUACACAGGUAAUUAUGACCAAUAUGUGAAGACACGACUAGAACUGGAAGAAAAUCAGAUGAAGCGUUUCCACUGGGAACAGGAUCAGAUUGCUCACAUGAAGAACUACAUUGCUCGGUUUGGUCACGGCAGUGCUAAGCUGGCCCGGCAGGCGCAGAGCAAGGAGAAGACGCUGCAGAAGAUGAUGGCCUCGGGCCUGACGGAGAGAGUGGUUAGCGAUAAGACGCUUUCAUUUUAUUUCCCGCCAUGUGGGAAGAUUCCUCCACCUGUUAUCAUGGUGCAGAAUGUGAGCUUUAAGUACACAGAUGAUGGGCCCUGCAUCUACAACAACCUGGAGUUUGGGAUUGACCUGGAUACACGUGUGGCUCUAGUGGGGCCCAAUGGAGCUGGAAAGUCAACUCUGCUAAAGCUACUAACAGGAGAGCUGCUGCCCACAGAUGGGAUGAUUCGGAAACACUCUCACGUCAAGAUUGGCCGCUACCAUCAGCAUUUACAAGAGCAACUGGACUUGGAUCUGUCCCCCUUAGAAUACAUGCUGAAGUGCUACCCAGAGAUCAAAGAGAAAGAGGAGAUGAGGAAGAUCAUUGGUCGAUAUGGCCUAACUGGGAAGCAGCAGGUGAGCCCGAUCCGGAACCUUUCAGAUGGGCAGAAGUGUCGCGUGUGCCUGGCUUGGCUGGCUUGGCAGAACCCCCAUAUGCUCUUCCUGGAUGAGCCUACCAACCAUCUAGACAUUGAGACGAUAGAUGCUUUGGCUGAUGCUAUCAAUGAGUUUGAGGGUGGCAUGAUGCUAGUCAGCCAUGACUUCCGGCUCAUCCAGCAGGUCGCCCAGGAGAUCUGGGUCUGUGAGAAACAAACAAUCACCAAGUGGUCUGGUGACAUCCUGGCCUACAAAGAACACCUGAAGUCCAAGCUGGUGGACGAGGAGCCCCAGCUCACCAAGAGGACCCACAAUGUGUGAGCUGGCUGUCACAGGUUUGGGUCAGGACUCUAGACCAUCUGCUCCCCUGACCAGCCACCCAGGACUGGAGCCCGGGCUGCGCUCUCACCUCACUGCAAUAUUCCUCAUCCCUCGCCAUCACUUCCCUUUCCCCUCCCAUUUCUUCCCUGUUCCUGCCUUAGUAGCACUCUGACCUCUACAGACAGUAACUGUCUGUGUCCCAGCCUCUCUGCUCACCUUUAUCCACGUCUGGACCACAGUUGGCUGUCCUCCCUCCUCCCGUAUUGUAUACCUUAUCCAUGCCUGGAUGUGGAUGCAGUCAGGGUCACCUGGGGGCAGCGCCGGGCCCAGCCCUCACAGCUGGGCCCUGUGAAGGGAGUCUGGGCUCCAGGAGGUAUGAGGAGGGCCCCCACCCCUCCUCUGUUCUUCCCUCCCCUUCUGCUUCUUAUUCCCCUCUGCUUCCGAUUCAGAGGUGGGCACUGGGCCCCUGGUCCUGGUCCUGGUUGGUUUUUAAAGAAUUAUUUAACAGUGUAACUACCAGAUCUGCCUGACACCCCUAUAAAGCGUCCAAUAAAGAAAAAGGA